UGGAGGAACAUGAAAUGUUUCUGUAGGACCACCAGUGUUCAGAGCUCCUGCAAGUCUUUACAAGCUGGCUAUCCUUCUCUACUUUUGUCUGGAAACAUCUCUGCAGUAAAGCCCACCAACCAACCCAUGUAAAGGAUGAUAGGAGAGAAGCUAUUAUUGCCCAUAUUACUAAUGUCUGUGCUGAGUUUGUCAUAUGAACAGCACUUGACAGAGGAGUCCUGCACUGUUCAGAUCCUUGUCCCUGGCCUCAAAGGUGAACCAGGAGAAAAAGGUCAAAAAGGAGCACCGGGGAGACCAGGAAGAGUUGGCCCUCCUGGAGAGAUUGGUCAAACUGGACUUAAAGGUCAGAAAGGCAUAAUGGGGCAUUAUGGAAAAGUGGGCCCAAGUGGAAUGAAAGGGGUAAAGGGAGACAUGGGGGAUCCAGGUCCAAAGGGCCCUAAUGGAGAACCAGGUGUUCCGUGUGAGUGCACACCAAUGAGAAAGAUGAUUGGUGAAAUGGACAUUCUUGUGGCACAGCUCUCCUCCGAACUGAAAUUCAUCAAAAAUGCACUGCCCUCCCCUGCAGCUGUUGCUGGCAUAAAAGAGACAGACAGUAAGGUCUAUCUGUUGGUGAAGGAGGAGAAACGCUACUCCGACGCUGAGCUCUACUGUCAGACGAGGGGAGGGCACCUGGCCAUGCCUAAAGAUGAGGGCUCCAACGCCGCCAUCGCAGGGUACAUAACCGAAGCGGGCCUGAACAGAGUCUACAUCGGCAUUAAUGACCUGCGCCGCGAGGGGGUUUUCACCUACGUGGAUCUCUCUGCCAUGACCACGUUCAGCAAGUGGAGAAAGGGAGAGCCCAACAAUGCCUACGAUGACGAGGACUGCGCUGAGAUGGUGGCCUCUGGGGAGUGGACUGACGUGGCGUGCCAGCCGACCAUGUAUUUCGUUUGUGAAUUUGACAAGGAGAGUGCCUGAGUCUAUAGAUGAUGAAGCAAAAGUUAGACUGAAAAGUGUAAAUAGAAUGACAAAUGACAUUGCAAGUUGUGCAAAAUAUAUUUUCUACUUUCUUUUCACUUUUCCUCAUAAGCUAUUUAUUUUGUUAACUCACGAAAAAGUCCAUUCUUUUUAUGAGAAUUUACUCAUUUUAAGUGCACCCUUAAUCUCAUACUUUGUGAUGCAUUAGUGUUUCAAACAGCAUGCCAGGCAUAUAUUGAGUUUUUAUGUUAUGCAAACUAUCCACAGAGCAAUAUCUGCAAACAGGGCCAUCAACAAACAAGACAAAUAAGCAAAUGUAGAAGACUGUAGCUUGUGCAUAACAUAUGAAAUUAAAGAUUUUGUUUCCAGUUGCUUGCUGUUAAUCAUAGAAUUGAAUACUAUAUACAUAUUCAUAUUAUAAGUUAUGUGUUGGUUGUUGUAAACUAAAAAAAAAUCAUUGAUCAUUUUAGAAAGAAAGACCAUGUCUGUGCAUUAUUUUCUGCCCCUGAGCUGGCUACAUUUAUCUACUGCAGCAGCUACACCACAUCCAGCUGUGUAAGACUGACUCCACCUAUUGGAAGAAAGUUGUACUGCAUUGUAACAAAUAGUCACACUGGGAUCUAACAUUAAUGCUGGCUGAGUUCAAGUGUCCCAGUAAGCCAUCACAGCGUGAGCCAGUCUGCACAACCACAGGACCCUGAAACUGUGGCAGCAACACAUUCAGCCAACAUUAAUUGUAUUAUCCACACAUGUGUUUUUUAUACUGUAAAAUAUAUAUUUUGUGGUAAAAGAGGCUCCUGUUUAAAAGAUGUCUUCACAUUGUGUACGCUUAAAAUUGAACUUGAUUCUUUUUUGUUAAGGGAUAUUUAUUUUGACUAAUUGUUGGAGAUUUUUCUGUGUUAAUAUAUCUUUGAGAAAAUGUUGAAAUCUAUUUUAAGCAAUUAAUAAGACCUAAUGAUGUGGACUAAACACAUUAUACAGAGUUUAAUUUACACUGACAGUUUUGCUGUGACAUGUAUAUUAUUUAAAAAGAAUGUAUUCUCUAAACACAAGAGAUUUUAAAAUAAUAACAAUAAACAAAUUACACUUGGGAACAAUACGACAGCACCCUGUUUGCUGAAUGACAAAAACAAGACGUAUACCUCAGCUUAAUAUUGCAUUUUCAUGUUUGAAAAUCCUCUACGGUUUAGUUGUGUGAUUAAUAGAAGUUGUCCUACAGCCCGGGCUGCUAUUGUGUUUAAGGAUGGGCAUCCCAGCUGAGAUGA
Molecule: messenger RNA, 2222 nt
Organism: Anoplopoma fimbria (sablefish)
Lineage: Eukaryota; Metazoa; Chordata; Actinopteri; Perciformes; Anoplopomatidae
Gene: colec11
Product: collectin sub-family member 11
Exons: 7
Coding region: 136-957 (273 amino acids)
Source: RefSeq, a predicted model, not a curated record